This is a messenger RNA of Aspergillus wentii DTO 134E9, 645 nucleotides long. RefSeq lists its product as uncharacterized. The record is from RefSeq and is a predicted model, not a curated record. NCBI's taxonomy places the organism in Eukaryota, Fungi, Ascomycota, Eurotiomycetes, Eurotiales, Aspergillaceae. The transcript is spliced from 3 exons. Bases 1 to 645 code for a protein of 214 amino acids.
AUGGCCACCACAUUCGCGGACGCCUGGGACUUGCUGUUAUCGGAUCCCAUGCCCGAAUCAACCGACGAUCAUUCUCCUUGGCCAUCCUUCCUGCGUGAAUCGUCUGCCGACCCUCGUAUGAGCUCACAGGCUUCUGCCAUCCGUCCGCAGUCAUCGCCCAGGCCCCUGGAUAGUAUGCCCUUAUUAGACCUACUCCCCACGACAGUCAGAUCACCCGAGCCCACUAUCCAUCGAGAUUCUACCCCUGUGAUUCUACAAUAUCUCGACGAGCUACGUAGUCAGCUGGAUGUACUUCAACGGGGUCCUACGAGCAUCGACAAAGAAUCAGAUGCUCGACAGGUAGACCAGCUAAAUGAAGAUAUACAAAUUGCCCCAGACGACAUGGGCGCCACCAUGGCAGCCGGUGACUCGACCUCCUUCUCACCAUCGUCUUACCAGGACACCGAGCCAGGCUAUCGCUGCUGGGAGUCCUGUUGUCGCGGUCGUCGCUUUUCCAACCGCAGCAAUCUCGUUCGCCAUCAGCGAGAGCGGUUUGGAGAAAAGGCCAAGCUACGAUGCAUAUACUGCAAUGCGCGAUUCUCACGAAGCUCAGCACGGAAUGCGCACCAGGCGCGACGAAAUUGCGGGGACAGAAAUAAUGGUUGA